AGACGGGAUAUAGGACGGGCAUCAAACGGAGGUCUGGCUGCAGACUGGUCGGGAUCCCUUUUCGCCACCUCGGUUUGCUUCAGACGCAUCAGGUCUAGAAGAGUCACUGAAGACACUCAGCAUCACAGAAGACAGAAGACGGGGACAGACAGAAGGAUCAGGACUCAGGCUCGGUGGCUACAUGCUCAGUUGUGUUUGGUUUUGAGGAGAAAAAUUACACGAAUCAGCAGGAAUCAUGGAUUUUGUUAUGAAGCAAGCUUUAGGUGGGGCCACCAAAGACAUGGGUAAGAUGCUGGGUGGGGAGGAGGAGAAGGACCCGGACACAGCCAAGAAGGAGGAGGAGCGGCAGGAGGCGUUGAGGCAGCAGGAGGAGGAGAGGAAGGCCAAACACGCCCGCAUGGAGGCCGAGAGGGAAAAAGUACGGCAGACCAUCAGGGACAAGUAUGGGCUGAAGAAGAAGGAGGAGAAAGAGGCGGAGGAGAAGGCAGCCAUGGAGCAGGCCUGCGAGGGCUCACUGACACGCCCGAAGAAGGCUGUCCCUAAGGGCUGCGGAGACGACGACGAGGAGGACGAGGAGAGCAUCCUCGACACUGUGCUCAAGUUUCUGCCCGGACCUCUACAGGACAUGUUCAAGAAGUAAAAAACAAACAAACAACACAAGAAGUCAAACAAACCCUAAAUUCAGGGUCCGGUCUGGCCUGGGCUAGGCUGCGGGGGCAAAGGGAGGCGGGGAUCUUUCUGUAGGGGACUUUCGGGUGGCGAGGGUGGAGUCAACUUUAAUUGUUGAGUAGAGAGGGGGGGAAGGGGGGGGAGGGGGCUUUGAGUGCAGGUUUGGAAAGUGGAAACGGAUUGGGGAGGGGGGUUGUUGUCAAACUGUUAGAGGCUACACACUGCCUUUCUAGAAAUCGUUUACGUUAUUCUUUUCUACUCCUCGACGACUGCGUCAUUCUUCCCCCUUUUACGUUGUAUUUGCCACAAUUGCCGUACAAACUUUCAACUGCCACUUAGCACAUUUCUUACAAUUAAUACGUCUUUUGUCUUUUUUCUUGUUGCUAUUUUUACACCUAUUAAAAGAUCAGGCAUCUUUGGUUGUUGGGCCAUCAUCUGUGUCCAGGUGUUGGUGACCAAUGGAGAACAGUAUUCCCUUAACGAAGGACAGUGGACGUCUCUGUCCUCAUGCGUCUCUGUGGUUUUUUCAAAUGGCACUGCCACCAUGUUUUCCAGUAGAUGGAGCAUGUUGUGUUUAUUUCAGUGGGUGUUUUCUACUUUUUAUGAACCUUGUGUAGGUCUUUAUAUUGAUAAAAAAAAAAUAAAAAAUAAAAUCAGCAUUUGAGUUUUUGGACAUGUGCCUUCAUACCAUCUCCUCUAGUAGAGGAAUUGUAAAUGAGGGUUUCAUUUUGAGUCAAACAGGUGUACAGUUGCAUGUACAUGUGGGCACGCGUUUAAAGAUACAACAUCGGACACUUUUGGAAUAAUGUAUUUGAUGUAAAGACGGCUCGUUGGCAUAUUUCCUGGUUUCCAGAAGGUAUUGAACUACUUCUGGAAACUUUUGACCAUGUUUAAAAGGCCAAACGGUCCACAAAACGAUUAAAAACAUAAUCCACUGUAACCUACGAGGCUACGAGCUUCCGGAGAACUGUUUGCUGAAGAAAACGUUUUUAUUUCCUUUCUUCUUCCGCCUCUAGUUUUUACAAAAACUUUCUCAGCCUGUCAGCUAGUUAGACUGCCAUUAUGUCAACAAAAAAAAUCUGAAAAAAAGUGUCAUUUUGUUGACUCCAAUCACAAGGAUUAUGGAAUAUAUUUAUUUAUCUCAUCCAUGCAAACAAGCACUAACAUUACCAAAAUAAUAAAUUACUGCUGUUUUAUCCAGAUUGACACAAAGUUAAAAGUCAGGAUUUGAGUUAGUGUGGUCCCCAUAGACAAUCAAAGCAUUGACCACUGGGGAACAGUGGGGGUAGCCGGUACUGUACAUGUCGUCAUUUCCUGUCAUCUAUGGUAGGUUCAAAGUGGGUUCUACAUUAAGCACUUGAUUAACUGAUUGCUAUUAAGUGUCUCUUAAUUUAUCUUCUUUACACAUGAAUGCAAAUGCCAGGCAACGUCUGGGUUUUUUUUUUUACUUACUUUACUGACUAUUCUUACUUUUUGUGAAUGUGCUGCCAAAUUAUUUUGAUGCAACCGUGUAUGUAUUUAAAUCGACAUUCCAGCUGAGCUUACCUUUCUCCUCGUUUUUCAUACAAUGCAUAAGUUUAUCAUCAACAUCGAGACCAAAGAAAUACUGGUGAGACCUUACUAUUUCUUUUGUCACGCCGAAACAAAGACGUGCAUGCCAAACCGGGUUUUUUAUUGUACGUGUGCGAGGCCUGCAGGAGAAACACAGCAACCUGUUCACCGUGUGCAUGCAUCCCAAAGACCACCACCAAACUAAAGAAGAUACUCUCCUAUUUCCUCAAACGUAUUCCAUGGCUGAAUAUUAAAAGUAGCUAAUUUAACUGUAGGCAGAGCCUGGGAAAACUGGCCUGAAGAGUUUACUUAGAGUUUACUCUGCAUCCUGCAUCUUUUAAUCCAACCAGACAUUAUAGUGAUUUGUCAUAUAGCAUUGAAAUAGAUGUACUGUAAAUGGAAACCAUUUCUAUUUAGUGAAACUACCUAAAUAUAUAGAUGUUUAUCGAUAAAACAAAGCAUGUGGGUUAUUCUUAAAUGAUCUGGUGGCUUCUCAGUGGUUUGUUAUGCCAGAGUGUAUGAUUAAUACAUUGUUCCAUGAGUUUGUGACUAAAAAAUAGAAUUAAAAAGACUAAUGAUGAAGUUGUCAUAAGCACUAUAAUUUUUUUUCAUUUUCUAGCUCAGAUAGGACUUUUCACUAGACAAAGCCAUAUUGUUUAGAUCGCAAUAAUUACUUAAAAUGAUAAAAAGAGAAUAUUUCAACAUGUUUCAUGUUUGUUUUCUGUAUAAAAAAAAAUUAGAAAAAACAUAUCUGUAAAAUCCUCACCAUUCUUGUAUCUUUAAACAUGUAUACUAAUGUAUACGCAAAGAAACUGUAUGUAGAAAAAAAAAAGCCAUUGUUAUAACUGUCUCAGUGUACUACAUGUGUACUGUAAGUGUGUGUGUUUAUAUGUGUGUCUUUCUACGUGUCUGUGACGUGAGGCCAUGUUGUUGAUUCAUAUAGUCCUGGUUUAUACUACGUAAAUGUGUCUUUGAACUACUUUGUGCACAGGCGGAAGCUAGGGGCGGCUCCCUGGUCGUGCCAUGUCUUAAAAACAAUUAUACUUAACACAUUCCUUUCAAAAUGUUGAGCAUGCAAAAGUGUAGUAACGAAGAGAAUACACCAAAUGUCUAAAGACGAAAAAAAAAGAGAAAAAGAAAUCAAUAGACAAUUUCCUGUUCCUGAUGUGAGAGUCUCCAGGCAACAGAAUCUGUGCAUUGAAUCCAGAAAGAUCAGCUGUUCGAUGAGCUUGUUGAGUGUUCGAUGUUCUUUGUUGUCUCAGUCGCUGAAUCGAGUGGCAGUUUGGUGAAACUUAAGGCCGUGAUUGCAUAGAAGCUUUAUUGUGAGAAAAAGCUCUAGCUUUGUUCUACAAGUUGGUUGAAGUUGUAGUCCAUAUUGUAAAAUUUCAGUUUGAGUCCUUUGUAAGGUUAAAUCUCACUAAAAGUCUCCAUCUGUCUGUCUGUCCGUUCUCGACAACUGUUCAUCCAAACAAUGCCACAAAAUGACUAAUCAGAAUUUGAUCCAUUCGGUCUGGUAACAGUUGGAAAGUCUAGAAGAGCUCUAAGAUUAAAUCCUUUUAUUCACAUUCAAGUAAGCGGAGUAUUGUUACAGUUCGGCUGUCUACUAAGCCUUUAGUGCCCGGGUAUUUUUAAUGCCAGAAGUCGAACCUUUCGGCAACAUGUGCGUCUGUUCUUUUUACAUCCAUGGCGCCAACUUUCAAAGGGAAUAAACUGAGCCCCAAUUCUAACGCCGUAUCCAGUUAUCCAGUUAUCCAGUUCUCUCGGCAUGCUCAGUACAGCCAAGCAUCAAUCCCAGGGGGCUGACGUUGGAAACCAAUGCAGAAGUGCCUUUAACCUGCAUUCUAUCCAGGGGCCAGCAGGGGGCGACUCCAUCGGCUGCAAAAAGAGCUCCGUCCAUUGAAAUAUGACCACAUGUCACUUGAUUUCUGACCUGAGUUUAUGGUCUCAAUCUUUAGUUUCAAGUCUUCUUCAAUACAGCAUGAUGUUGAUUUGGUAAAUUAUGGUUGCAUAUAGAGUAAAAUAGACGAUAAAGCAGGUUGGAUACAUAUGAUUGGCAUGUCACUACCACAUCCAUUUUCAAACUUUGACCCUUUAAAACUUCAUCAAAGUUAAAUCAUCUUGUUCAGUUGGACAAAAGGACACUCCGAGGAGUCAGUCGUUCAUUUAGAAGAAUGAUUUUCCCUUGCUAAUUGAGCUUGCUUCAAUGCAGAAUUAAGACUUCUGUUCCCAUAAUUAGCCUGGUUCUAUG
Molecule: messenger RNA, 4468 nt
Organism: Centropristis striata (black sea bass)
Lineage: Eukaryota; Metazoa; Chordata; Actinopteri; Perciformes; Serranidae
Product: complexin-2
Exons: 4
Coding region: 236-640 (134 amino acids)
Biological process (GO): neurotransmitter transport; synaptic vesicle exocytosis; regulation of neurotransmitter secretion
Cellular component (GO): terminal bouton; SNARE complex
Molecular function (GO): syntaxin binding
Source: RefSeq, a predicted model, not a curated record